Messenger RNA from Oryza brachyantha (malo sina), 4538 nucleotides. Its product is annotated as helicase-like transcription factor CHR28. The record is from RefSeq and is a predicted model, not a curated record. Bases 320 to 4111 code for a protein of 1263 amino acids. The transcript has 13 exons. NCBI's taxonomy places the organism in Eukaryota, Viridiplantae, Streptophyta, Magnoliopsida, Poales, Poaceae. Gene Ontology annotation, molecular function: metal ion binding; ATP-dependent chromatin remodeler activity; ATP binding.
UCGCGCAAUUCGACUCCGACUUGUCCCGGCUGCCAUUCCGUCCCCAAGCCGACUCGCCCUCCUCCGCUUUUCUAAAUCCCCCAACCCGGAACGAAAAAUUUCCCCUUCGUCCCAGUUUUUUUUUCUUUUCCACCACCACGACGACGCGGAUGGCAUCUUCUUCGUCCUAGCGCGCCGGCGGCCGCCACGCGACCGGGUUUGGGGUGGGGGGGGGGGGGGGAAAGGGGUUUCGGCUCGGUCCGGAGGAGGGGAAGUCGGCGCCCGCCCCCGCUCCCACGGCGAAUUGCAUGAUCGAGGCCCGGCGUGGGGGGUAGGAGUGAUGGAGGAGGAGGCUUCGGCGGCGGCGGCGACGGCGGCGGAGGAUUUCGACGGCGGCUUCGGCGCCGCCGGGGACAACCUGUCCAUGCCCUACAUGGACUUCAUGGCGUUCCUCGAUGACGAGGACUGGAAGGAACAGCAGCACGAGGUAAAUCAAGGUUGUUUUGAGAUGCCAGUGGGCAGCACAAGUUCUGAAAAUGCAGUUCAGAACAAUGAAGAAAUUUUUGAGAAUAAAGAAAAUUGGUCAAACUACAUGCAUACAGAUCCUUCACAUAAUCAGAUGGAUGUAAUGAUGAAGUGUAACCAUGGUGGAGAAUCUUAUGAUCACUCAGAGGAAACCCUUUCUUAUAGAUUGCCUGAGAAUGAUUUUUCUGAAAAUUCAAGGGAUGGUAACCCUGAGAAUCAGCAUUUACCGAGGGAGGCAUUAAACCAUGCUAAUACCACUGAAGAAAUUGUCCCUCUAUAUGAAGAUUGUACAAAUGGUUACUUUGGUCAGCAUUCGAUGCACUUUGACCAUACACAAGUUAGAGUAGAAAACAACUUUGAGGAAAUGGAACCACACACUAAUACUUAUUCAGCAUGCGAUAUGUUCACAGAGCAAUCUGGUUUGAGUGAAGUUAAAUGUGACACAGGUGCCAUGCUUGGUAAUUCUGAGCAGGAGGGUAAUCAUUUCACAUCAAUGCCUAUGUUUUCUCUUGACCAUAGUGCAGUUAUACCUGAUAUUCCUUAUACCGAGGUGAACAUUGGUGAUGUGCCUGGAAGCAUGCAGAAUGGGAACAGCAGUUGUUUAACUGUACAAGGAGAGUGCCUACAGGGGGAGUAUGGGGAGUAUCCUCAGCCAGGUUAUGGAUACUUUGAUGUGGCUGAUGGGGGAUCGCUGCAUGAUUUGCCACAGAACAAUCAGUCAUAUGAGAUGGAACAAUUGCAACAGAAUAUAUGUGAAAGCAGUCCAAUGCAAGCGGGCUCUCCAGAUCAAUAUUGUGAUGAUACAUCUCUGUCGGAUUGUUAUAUGGAUGAUGUAUCUUCGAUAGAUUCAAUGUCCAGCGAGCAGAACCGAUCAGAAGAGAUCUGUUUCAGGAGUGAGUCUAGCACUGACUCUUCUCCGGUGCCCUCAAGCAGAAACUCCACCACUGAGGAUGCUGAUAAAUACUUUGGGACACCACAACAUUUGCAGAAUUCCAUAUUUGUUCCUGUCAAUACCCAAAACCAACACACAUUCAUAAACUCAAGUGAUUCAAUGCCUCCAACCUUUCAUAAAAAGUAUGACAUUCCUAGAAACGGCAGUUCUUCUAUUCUGGGUACUACAUCCAGGAAUUGCUUCAGUAUAGAUUGCAGCCGUGAUUCUGAUUUAUGUAUUAUUGAGGGUAGUAGGAAUCCUGCUACUGGACAUAUAUUACCACACCAAGGAUUACAACAUAACUUCCAACAAUCUAUGUGUGCAAAUCCUAAUCUUCCUCGGUUUGGAGGGAUGAGAUACAGGCCACAUGAGGAAAGAAUGACUUUACGGCUUGCACUACAGGAUAUUUCUCAGCCGAAGUCUGAGGCUAAUCCACCUGAUGGGGUUUUAACAGUUCCUUUAUUGAGGCAUCAGAAAAUAGCAUUGGCAUGGAUGGUACAAAAGGAGAGAAAUGGUUCGAGUUGCUCUGGUGGAAUUCUUGCAGAUGAUCAGGGCCUGGGUAAAACAGUGUCGACUAUAUCACUGAUUUUGACAGAAAGGUCACCAGCUCCAUGUUCAGCUGUUAAGCAAGAGCCAUGUGAAGCUGUAACUCUUGAUGAUGAUGAUGAUGAGGAGGAUGACUCUACUGAGCCUCAUUUGAAGAAACCAUUGCUAGCACAUCUAGCAGAUACAUGUAAACCUGAAGUGAUAAGUACUACAGUUAAGUCAGAAAGUCCUCUUGGAAAUAUUAAGGUUGCUAGACCAGCUGCUGGGACUCUGGUUGUUUGCCCCACGAGUGUGCUACGGCAGUGGGCAGAUGAACUGAGGAAUAAAGUCACUAGUAAAGCUAACUUGACCUUUUUAGUGUAUCAUGGUAGCAACCGCACAAAGGAUCCUAAUGAUCUUACUAAAUAUGAUGUUGUGUUAACCACAUAUUCUAUAGUAAGCAUGGAAGUACCAAAACAAUCAAGUCCUGAUAGUGAUGAUGAAGAGAAAGGGAAGCCUGACAGAUAUGGUGCCCCUGUUGGCUCUUCAGGAAGCAAAAAGAGGAAGGCUUCUUCUAAGAAGAACAAAAGUGUUAGCACACCAGAGAGUAAAUUGCCUGAGAAACCUCUAGCAAAGGUUUCAUGGUUUAGAGUUAUCCUUGACGAAGCACAAAGUAUUAAGAACUAUCGAACCCAGGUUGCUAGAGCAUGCUGGGGUCUGCGAGCCAAACGAAGAUGGUGUUUGUCAGGGACACCUAUACAGAAUGCCAUUGAGGAUCUCUAUAGUUAUUUCAGAUUUUUGAGAUAUGAUCCAUAUGCUGAAUACAAAAAAUUUUGCUUCAUGAUAAAAACACCAAUCAGCAGGAACCCAGUUACUGGGUACAAGAAGCUUCAGGUUGUUUUGAAGACAGUAAUGCUGAGGCGAACAAAAGCAACGAUGCUUGAUGGAAAACCUAUAAUUUCAUUACCCCCAAAGACUGUCUCUCUUAAGACAGUGGACUUCACUUGUGAGGAGCGUGCUUUUUAUAACACUCUUGAAGCGGAAUCACGAGAGCAGUUCAAGGAGUAUGCAGCUGCUGGUACUGUCAAGCAAAAUUAUGUAAAUAUCCUGCUGAUGCUUUUACGGCUCAGACAGGCAUGUGAUCACCCUCACUUAGUUCGAGGCCAUGAGUCUACUUCUAGUCGGAUGUCUUCAUUGGAGAUGGCAAAGAAGCUACCAGUGGAAAGGCAAGAAUCACUGCUGAUUUGCUUGCAGUCUUGUUCUGCGUUAUGUUCUCUCUGCACUGAUGCACCAGAAGAUGCUAUUGUUACUAUAUGUGGUCAUGUUUUUUGCAACCAAUGCAUACUAGAGCAUCUUACUGGUGAUGACAGCGUAUGUCCAGUGUCCAAUUGCCGAGUCCGACUAAAUUCAACUUCCUUAUUCUCCAGAGGCACCCUUGAGUGUGCUCAGAGUGGAUCAACCUGUGAGUUGCUAUCUAACGAUUCCGAUGUAGACGUGUUGCAAGAAAAGCAACCUAGAUUUGAUUCGUCUUAUGCAUCUUCCAAAGUAAGAGCUGCCCUGGAUAUUCUUCUCUCGUUGCCACAACUGGAUUUCACCCAUACGAGUGAUGACAAAAGUAAAAUUGUGCAUCCUGACAUGAUCAAUGGGAAUAGUUCUUCUGAAUAUAUUGACACCAAGACAACUGAGAAGGCCAUUGUUUUCUCUCAAUGGACUAGAAUGCUGGAUUUGCUAGAGGUUCAUUUGAAAUCUUCUAAUGUCACUUAUCGGAGACUUGAUGGAACAAUGUCUGUCGCAGCUCGGGAUAGAGCUGUAAAAGAUUUCAACACAAAUCCAGAGGUUUCUGUUAUGAUUAUGUCUCUCAAAGCUGCAAGCCUUGGUCUGAAUAUGGUGGCGGCCUGCCAUGUGCUUUUGCUUGACCUUUGGUGGAAUCCUACUACAGAAGACCAAGCUGUUGACAGGGCGCAUCGUAUUGGUCAAACUCGACCUGUUACGGUGUCACGGUUAACCAUAAAAGAUACCGUGGAAGAUCGUAUCCUUGCUCUCCAGGAGAAAAAGCGGGAAAUGGUUGCUUCUGCAUUUGGGGAAGACAAAUCUGGUGCCCAUCAAACUAGAUUGACGGUGGAGGACUUGAAUUAUUUGUUCAUGGUUUAGUAUUUCUCCUCGGAUUGGACACAAUUUUGCCCAUGGGAUGGUGUAACAAGCAACGAUAGAUGAAAUAUGUCGGGAUAUAAUUUCUCUAGGCAUCUAGCGUUUUUAGUUUGUACAGGUGCUCAGAUUUUGUAGUUAAAAGGUGGCAUUGUGGUGCUUAGACCAUCCGAUUCAUUUUUUUUCCCAGUGCAAGUAGAUAGUUAACCUCAUCAAGUAAUUUUUCAAUGAGCUGCAGUGGUGUCUUUUAACUAUAUCAUGAAGAUACAAAGGUUAGCCAUAUUUGUACAUAGUCUUCACCAGCAUAUCUUAACUCAGCUUGAGCUUUUCAGCAUUUCCUCCGAAUGGUUGUACAUCACAAACCAUGUAAAAAUUGAGCUGAAUUUGUCUCUUGAACAAUUAUUUUCAGUUCAUUAAACAUGACAGUUUAUGG